GCGCGGGCCCUGCAGGCUCUGGAGGGGACUGCCCGGGAGUGGCCCGCCCCUGGAUCGCUGCUCACCGCCCGGCCCUCCGUCAAGUCCGCGGUAAACAUUUCCGGCCCCUCCCACCGCGCGCCGCCUCCGUUCGGGGGGCUGCUCGCCGCGGUCGGAGCCCAGCAGUCCCGGAGUGCUGCCUUCGCAGCAGCGCGGGAGACGGCCGCGUUCCAGCCUUGCUGACGACCCCCGGAGUUGAGCCUGCCGAGUUGGGUGCGGGAGCACCGGCCCCGGGUGGUCGGGAACCCUAAGGCCCCACAGCCAUCCGCAGGUCAAACGUGACGGGGAUCCCUCCUGGAUAGAGUUGGAGGGGAGGUUGAUGGACAGUCGACAGGCCUAAGUGUCUACCAUCAAAGGAAGAUCUCUGCCCCCUGGGGCUGAGAGACCCAAACCUCUCCUCAAGCUGAAGCUGCAGGGUAUUGAGGUACCAGCCAGAUGUCUUCCCACAAAGGGCCUGCGGUGGCACAGGGCAAUGGGGCUCCUUCUGGUAACAGAGAAACUGACACGGUGGAACUGGCUGAACUGGGACCCCUGCUGGAGGAGAAGGGCAAGCGGGCAACCACCAGCCCAGCAAAGGCUGAAGAAGAACAGGCAUGCCCAGUGCCUCAGGAAGAGGAGGAGGAGGUGCGGGUACUAACACUUCCUCUGCAAGCCCACCAUGCCAUGGAGAAGAUGGAGGAGUUCGUAUAUAAGGUCUGGGAGGGGCGCUGGAGAGUAAUCCCGUAUGAUGUGCUUCCCGACUGGCUGAAAGACAAUGACUACCUGUUACAUGGCCACAGACCACCUAUGCCCUCCUUUAGGGCUUGCUUCAAGAGCAUCUUCCGCAUCCACACAGAAACUGGCAACAUCUGGACCCAUCUGCUUGGUUUCGUGCUGUUCCUCUUUUUGGGAAUCUUGACCAUGCUCAGACCGAAUAUGUACUUCAUGGCCCCCCUGCAGGAGAAGGUGGUGUUCGGGAUGUUCUUCCUCGGCGCGGUGCUCUGCCUCAGCUUCUCCUGGCUCUUCCACACCGUCUAUUGUCACUCAGAGAAAGUCUCACGGACUUUUUCUAAACUGGACUAUUCAGGGAUUGCUCUGCUGAUCAUGGGGAGCUUUGUCCCCUGGCUCUAUUACUCCUUCUACUGCUCCCCACAGCCACGGCUCAUCUACCUCUCCAUCGUCUGUGUCCUGGGCAUUUCUGCCAUCAUUGUGGCACAGUGGGAUCGGUUUGCCACUCCUAAGCACCGGCAGACAAGAGCAGGCGUGUUCCUGGGACUUGGCUUGAGUGGUGUUGUACCCACCAUGCACUUUACAAUCGCUGAGGGCUUUGUCAAGGCCACCACAGUGGGCCAGAUGGGCUGGUUCUUCCUCAUGGCUGUGAUGUACAUCACCGGAGCUGGCCUGUAUGCUGCUCGGAUUCCUGAGCGCUUCUUUCCUGGAAAAUUUGACAUAUGGUUCCAGUCUCAUCAGAUUUUCCACGUCCUGGUGGUGGCAGCGGCUUUCGUCCACUUCUAUGGGGUCUCCAACCUUCAGGAAUUCCGGUACGGCCUGGAAGGUGGCUGUACAGACGACUCCCUUCUCUGAGCCUUCCCACUGAUGGUGGAGGAGGAACUUCCCAAGUGCUUUUAAAAAUAACUUCUUUGCUGAAGUAAGAGGGAGAGUCUGCGUUGUCUGUUUCUAGAAGAAACCUUAGAGAAGUGAGUACCAGUCAGCUUCAGCUCACUGUCACAGCCACUGGGCAAUAAACCUCCCCUUCCCAUCCCCUGGCUGGGAGCCACCUCCUCAGCAGCCCUCAGCAAGGACUGCUAGUCCUUCAAAGAUAGGACUAUGAAGCUCAUGUUGAGAUUUCACCCAUUCCUCCAGCCAUUUUGGGGAAAAAAAUAUGAACUGGGAUUCUUCAGAAAUUAUGUUUUGCUUUUUCUUGAAGAAAAUAUCCCUCCCUCACCCCCAUCCUUACUUUGUAACCUGGCUGAUAACAGGCCAUCCGUUUUUGUAACACACUUUUCAAAAACAAUUAUAACCUGGUCCCGUCUUUCUAGGGCCUAGACCUGCUUAUAUGGCAGGACAAACAAAGCCCCCGCCUUGAUGUAGCCCGGCUAAUCAUGGAAGUAUGUCCAGGCUUCAAAUAACUUGAGUUUAAAACCUUUUUUUUUCUUGGCAGAGUAAUGUAAAAUUAAAAUGGGGAAGAUAUUUAAUAUUUAAUACUAAGCUUUAAAAAGAAACCUGCUAUCAUUGCUAUGUACCUUGACUCAAAGACUAUUAUGAUAAUAAAAGAAAGUACAGAUAACGCUUGGCAUUCAAAGAGUUAACAUGUAUUGUCUCAACUGCUUGCUCACAACUCCAGAGAAUUGAAGCUUGAGAUGAUUCCAGCUUCUACUGAGACACAAAUCUGAAUCAUCCUGACAGUCAGACUCUGUGGUCAGUGAAUAAGCACAAUUCAGUUCCAGCUUCUGAUCUCUAGUACAGUAUCACCACCCAGACACCCGGUUAGGAACACUGCUGUGCCGACU
This is a messenger RNA of Microtus ochrogaster (prairie vole), 2528 nucleotides long. RefSeq names its product adiponectin receptor 1 (gene Adipor1). Gene Ontology annotation, biological process: adiponectin-activated signaling pathway. The record is from RefSeq and is a predicted model, not a curated record. Gene Ontology annotation, molecular function: signaling receptor activity. NCBI's taxonomy places the organism in Eukaryota, Metazoa, Chordata, Mammalia, Rodentia, Cricetidae. Gene Ontology annotation, cellular component: plasma membrane.